CAGGCCAGCUGACGUAAUGCUCUGAUACAAGCCUACAGUUCAAUAGAGUAGUCUGCUGUUUGGGACGAAGCCGAAGUUGCGCUCCUUCCUGUGCAAAGGCGACUCUCCGCUUCUGCGCGUAAAGAGACUCGGCUAAUCUGUUUUGGCUCCAAACGAAAUUUUCUCAACAUGGAUAAGUUUCGGAUGAUGUUCCAGUUCCUACAAGCUAACCAGGAGUCUUUUAUGAACGGUAUAUGUGGUAUUAUGGCCCUGGCGAGCGCACAGCUUUACUCCACGUUUGAGUUCACCUGUCCGUGUAUGCCGGAGUAUAAUUACGCGUACGGGGUCGGCAUUCUGAUCGUUCCUCCAUUUUGGUUCUUCAUGCUUGGCUACGUGCUGAAUAAUAACAUCUCGGUGCUGACCGAGGAGUGGAAGAGACCCGUAGGUCAGAGGCAGAAGGAAACCACUGUCCUGCGCUACAUGCUGUGCUCCAUGACGCAGCGCGCGCUCAUCGCUCCCUCGGUAUGGAUCGCCGUUACGCUCAUGGAUGGAAAGAGCUUCUUAUGCGCAUACAGCGCCAAGAUCGAUCUGACCCCAUUCUUAAACAAAAGCGCCAUGAACACGCCCGAUGAAGAUCUGGAGAAGAUACUGGCAACAAUUCCCUGCAAAAAUAUUUUCGACGCAAACAAUGUCAUUAACAGGGAGGCAGCAUCCAACUAUAUUCGGGUUUUGUCGCAGGCCUGUGGGUGGGCAUUUUUGAUGUUGACGACUUUUGUGGCCUUCCUGAUAAGAGCGAUCAGACCUUGUUUCACUCAAGCCGUCUUCCUGAAAACCAAAUACUGGUCCCAUUACAUUGAUACAGAACGUAGGCUCUUCGAUGACACGUGCAAAGAGCAUGCCAAAAGUUUUGCCAAGGUCUGCAUUCAACAAUAUUUUGAGAGCAUCAGUGGUGAAAUGAUAUUUCACAAACUGCCUGAGAGGGAAAAGGGUGGAAAAGAGAAAGGCAAUGAAGAAGAAAAGCCCGUGAGUGAGGAAGAGAAGCUCCUAGGCAUCCGUGAAAAGGAUGACAUGAAUAAAGUUCUGUGGAACUGGCAUACUUGUAAACCUGCACUUAGACUUCAUAAAUAUGGAAAAGAUGAAAACAUUAAUGAGAACUCCAAUAGCCCAGUACAAAGUAAUGGUUAUCAUAGGCCAAGGUUCAUGAACGGAAGUGCAGCAUAUUAUUCCAAGGUCUGAC
This is a messenger RNA of Hemibagrus wyckioides, 1216 nucleotides long. RefSeq names its product calcium homeostasis modulator 1a (gene calhm1a). NCBI's taxonomy places the organism in Eukaryota, Metazoa, Chordata, Actinopteri, Siluriformes, Bagridae. The transcript has 3 exons. The coding region runs from base 169 to 1215 and encodes 348 amino acids. The record is from RefSeq and is a predicted model, not a curated record. Gene Ontology annotation, molecular function: monoatomic cation channel activity.